AAGUGUAAGGAGUGUUGAUGCAGGAGAUGAUGGACAAGAUGUCAUCGCUGCUGCAGGCAGAGCCAGAGUGCGGGAACCGAGGGGAGUCAGGCGGUGCUGAAAGAGGCGCCGCACCAGGCGGUGGGAUUAUCGAAAUCUCGCGCCAGGCAGCUAGCUGCCUAUCCCAGCUGCACGCUACGGUGGGCGUUGGAAGAUAUGACGCCGCUGGAGGAGGGAGCAGGCAGGGAAGGUGAAGCAGUGCGGGCGUUUGACGUCCCUGCAAAUGGUGGACUUGGUGGAUUCCAGAACAUUCUUUCUCUGUGCGGUUGGCAGCUCUACAGUAGAGGCGCUGCUGGGGGUGGCUUGACUGCCCCGGGCACACGGGACGAGGUUUCAGUAGGCGGAGCCUGGAGGGUUAUUAUCCGGGGCCACGGACAUGAGCGACCUGUUGGGACAGGCCCAACGGUAUGGCAACAGAGGGGCGGCGGCGUCAGCAGAGUAGCGGGGGGCACAACACACGAGCCUGUCGAUCGCGGAAAACGCACUCGCUUCGAGAGAGCUGGAGAGUUGCAUUCAUGGCGAUUCUGGUGAAGGUGGAAUUGCCGCGGAGGAGCAAGGACGAGACCGCGCAAAACUGCUGUGCUUUGGAACGAGUGCAAAUCACAGCGCGGCGUUGCCGCGGGGGCUCGUUUCUGGUUAUGAUUCGUGAGUGAUAUGGAUUUUUGCUUUUGACGCAUGAUACCCAAAGUUUUCUACAGGGGACUCAUGGUGAAGUCGUUUCAAUUUUCGGGUUUGGUGUUCGUAGAGUGAUGCUAGCUUCGCUUACGAUGAUACCACCGAUGGUAUUUUCGAAAAGGAUUCAGGAUUCAUGCGUUUGCAUUCUUUCACUUUUCUUGAGCGAUGGUAGUUUGUCUUCGUUCGAUGGCAAACCCAGGCGUGUAAUGGCCGGUGUUUCGUGCAACGAUCGUAGCUCGGCUCCAAAACCAGCCACUCUGUCAUGGGGAUUCGCGAUACAAGCGCUUGAAUUUCAUGGUAUCCGCGGGCGAUGAAAAGUUUGUCUGAGGCAGAAAAUGGGGUACGCGGGACCAGG
Molecule: messenger RNA, 1069 nt
Organism: Ectocarpus sp. CCAP 1310/34
Lineage: Eukaryota; Phaeophyceae; Ectocarpales; Ectocarpaceae
Source: the annotation of a GenBank genome assembly